Molecule: messenger RNA, 534 nt
Organism: Adineta steineri
Lineage: Eukaryota; Metazoa; Rotifera; Eurotatoria; Adinetida; Adinetidae
Source: the annotation of a GenBank genome assembly
AUGGCGGCACCAAUAGCAGUAGUGGCUAUUUAUGUAUAUAAUAUUAUAAGCUUUAUUCAAUGGGGUAAAAAUAUUAUCCAAAAAAUUUUCAGUAAAGAAACAACUACAACAACGAUUGCAUCAGUAUUUCCUUCAUCUCGAAUAAUAAUCGAAGAUACUACAAGUAUAUUUUCUAGAGAUAAAAUAUUUGUUCAUAAUUAUAUCGAAUUCUUUUCGUUUCAAUUGAAAUUAGAAUUUGAUUAUGAAAAUUUAAAGCAAAAGAAACAAUAUAAAUCGAAUGAUCGAACAGCUUCGUCAACUUCUGGUUCAUCUAUUAGUUUUGUACUCAUUAUUGCAAUUAUCCUUGCCGUUGUAGCUUUUAUUAUCUAUCGAAAACGAAUUGAAACUAAUGAGAAUAAAUUGAGUUUUGAACAAACUGAAAAAUAUUUUGAAACAUCACCCAGUCCACCAACAUCGGAAACCGAACCAAAUCAUUCAUCAAUGUGGUCAACUAUUCCUUCUUCAUUACAUCGAUCAACAUUAACUAUUGUUUGA